CCUGCAUUCAUUUCUAUACAUCAUCCGCCGUGUGUCGUAUUUUUAUAUACUAUAGUCAGGUUUUCUCUCUGCUGCGAUUCUACCAAUAAGUAUUUUAAAAUGAGCGCAUCCGGCAAAGGACUCCUCGGUCUUUGGCUGUACAGGAUGGGCGAAGAAGAGUGGAAAAUGAAGGAUUCUUAUCACACCGAUCGAGAAAUGGUGCCCAAAACUGGCGAUACCAAAACCAAUACGAUGAUCUUUUCGUUAAAAAAUCAACCGGGAGGAUUAGCUCGAGCCCUCAAAGUGUUUCAAGCUAAACGAGUGAACGUCGUGCACAUUGAAUCGCGUCCUUCGAUGCGCCGGAAUUCGCAGUACGAGAUUAUGGUGGACGUCCAGUGUAACGACAAUCAAAUGGCCGAGCUGAUCGCUUCGCUUCAAAGUGAAGUGGCCGCCGUCAAAUUGGCCGAAUUCGACAUGGGAGUCGAUCCGCCAAUGUCGCCGGCUAUUGGCGGAAGUUUCGAUAAUUUUGACGAAAUGGUCUGCUGGUUCCCGCGUCGCAUUUCCGAACUGGAUCAAAGCCAGCGCGUUUUGCUUUACGGUGCGGAUUUGGACGCUGACCAUCCGGGAUUUAAAGACCCCGUCUAUCGUAAGAGGCGAAAGUAUUUCACCGACGUGGCCAUGGCUUAUCGCUACGGAGAACCCAUUCCCAGAGUCGAGUACACUGCGGAGGAGAUCAAAACCUGGGGGGUUAUCUUCUCCGAGUUGCACAAACUUUAUCCAGUCUAUGCUUGCAAAGAAUAUUUAGAAAACUGGCCGCAACUGGUCAAAUACUGCGGUUACAGAGUGGACAAUAUUCCGCAACAGGCGGAUCUAAACAACUUCCUAAAACGGAAAACGGGAUUUACUAUUCGACCGGUUGCCGGUUACCUGUCACCAAGGGACUUCCUGGCUGGAUUGGCUUUCCGAGUUUUCCAUUGCACUCAAUACAUCCGCCACAGUUCGGAUCCGUUCUACACUCCAGAACCAGAUUGCUGUCACGAACUGCUCGGUCAUAUGCCAUUAUUGGCUAAUCCGAGUUUUGCGCAAUUCUCGCAGGAAAUCGGAUUGGCUUCACUGGGCGCCACGGACGAGGAAGUUGGCAAACUCGCUACAUGUUAUUUCUUCACCGUCGAGUUUGGUUUGUGCAAAGAAAACGAUACUCUCAAGGUUUACGGUGCGGGACUGUUAUCGUCCAUCGCCGAGUUGCGUCAUGCGCUCUCGGACGAAGCCAAACCGAAGAUCAAGCCAUUCGAUCCGGAGGUAACCGCUCACGAGGAAUGCAUCAUAACGUCGUUUCAAAACGCUUACUAUUACUCGGAAUCCUUUGAGGAAUCCAAGGAGAAAAUGAGGAAAUUUGCGGCUACCAUCAAACGUCCGUUUGGCAUCCGCUACAAUCCGUACACGCAAAGUGUCGAGGUGCUCAGCUCGGCUGAGAAAAUCGUCGGUCUCAUGUCGGAAUUGCGUGGCGACUUGUGCAUCGUUCACAACGCUCUGCAAAAGAUUCACGAACAGGACGAUUCCAUCAACGUUGACCAGCUGGCCAGCAUUCUCAACAAAGACAUGCCCAUCUAAAUUGACACUAUAUUAACUAUCUCUCGACAUUCAAAUUAUCCAUCAAAUAUAAUAUCU
Daphnia pulex (common water flea) is the source of this 1647-nucleotide messenger RNA. RefSeq names its product tryptophan 5-hydroxylase 1-like (gene Trhn). Bases 100 to 1590 code for a protein of 496 amino acids. Gene Ontology annotation, cellular component: neuron projection. The record is from RefSeq and is a predicted model, not a curated record. Gene Ontology annotation, molecular function: tryptophan 5-monooxygenase activity; iron ion binding. The transcript is spliced from 15 exons. Gene Ontology annotation, biological process: aromatic amino acid metabolic process. NCBI's taxonomy places the organism in Eukaryota, Metazoa, Arthropoda, Branchiopoda, Diplostraca, Daphniidae.